AUUGUGACUUCACACAUUGGGUGAAUUUCACGGCUGUGUGCAUACAGGUGUGCCUGGAUAUUGUUUGCCGGACAGCUUGUUUCCGUUUGGGAUAUCCGCAGUUUUUGCCUAACAAGAAGCGCAGGAUUGCGCGGCGGAGUGGCGGGAUUCUGUCUGCGCCUCCGAGUCUGCGCACCGUGCAGCCGUGCAGACCGUGAGUGAACAACGCGGACCAACAAGCUGCUGCUGCUGUGGUCUGGACCACAUUCACGCAGAUGGAACGGCGCCUCGUUCUCCUUUUGUGAGGAGGGAUGCUGGAAGGAACGCUCUUGAGUGCGGGGAUUGAGAGGUGCUUGCAGGUGUAAAAAGAUCUACCGUGGUUGGUGGUGUAGCGUCCUCCAGCUGCAGUUAUCAUCAACAGCUGCCACUUCGAACACAAGGCACAGAAGGAAGGAGGCUGAUCAAGGUGGCCCUGCUCAGAAAGUACCUGCAGACGAUGAGUCAAACACAACUGCCCGCUUAAAAGCAGCAACAUGACCUAACUGAGGGCUACCAACACUCGCUGAUUCCAACUUUUUUCUGUCUGGGGGGCCAACAAAGAUGCUCCAGUGUGUCAGUUGACUGGCAGGACUGCAGUGGUGUUCUAGUUUGGGACAUAGCCAGCGGCUCAGACACCACGAAGAGUGAUGGCACGUCCGGGGUCGGGGUUGUUGGUGCCCAUGAACGGGGUGGGGUACCCCCCACAGAGUGUGGCCAGGGUGGUGGUCUGGGAAUGGCUGAACGAACAUGGGCGCUGGAGGCCGUACAGUGCGGCGGUUUGUCACCACAUAGAGAAUGUUCUGAAGGGGGAUGCUCGGGGGAGUGUGGUCCUGGGACAAGUUGAUGCUCAGCUUUCUCCUUACAUCAUCGACCUGCAGUCUAUGCACCAAUUUCGACAAGACACAGGUACCAUGAGACCAGUGCAAAGAAACUUCUACGAGCCCUCUUCCGCCCCUGGCAAAGGUGUGGUGUGGGAGUGGGAGAACGACAACGGCUCGUGGACGCUGUAUGACAUGGAGAUCUGCGUGACCAUCCAGAAUGCUUAUGAGAAGCAGCACCCCUGGCUGGACCUGACCUCUUUGGGCUUCUGCUACCUCAUUGACUUCAACAGCAUGUCCCAGACCAACAGGCAGAGUCAACGAAAACGUCGUUUACGGCGACGCAUGGAUCUUGCCUACCCGCUUAUCAUGGGCUCCAUUCCUAAGUCUCAGUCCUGGCCUGUGGGCGCCAGCUCCGGCCAGCCCUGCUCCUGCCAGCAGUGCAUCCUGGUCAACAGCACAAGAGCGGCUUCCAAUGCUAUUCUUGCCUCCCAGCGGCGCAAGCUUUACGGAGGAACAGCAGGGAACUCGGGUGCUACAGGGACCGUUGUGCGGCAGAGCAACACCUUUGCUGGAACCUCCCUCUGGUCUCAGACAUCCACCUCAUCCACCACCAAAAACAACAACAUAAGUGUAGGGGGUGGGCAGGCGAAAGCUGAACAGGUGCAGUCUCCGCUGUCCCCUGCCAACUUCCCCUGUUCUCCUGUGAUGCCAUCCCUUUCAUCCGGCCAUGGCCACCACGCUCUCACCAUCAACGGACAGAACAAUCUGAACAGGCCGGGCACGCAGCGCAUUUCCAUGGGGACUACACGAGGAACCAUCCCAGCAGGAGUUCCUGCUCUCCCAGUCAAGAACCUAACAGGCUCUGGACCAGUGCAUCCAGCCCUAGCAGGUAUGACAGGUAUCCUGAUGUGCGCUGCAGGUCUGCCAGUUUGCCUGACUCGAGCUCCAAAGCCCAUACUGCACCCACCACCCAUCAACAAGAGUGACAUGAAGCCUGUGCCCGGCAUCAACGGCAUGCGCCGCAAAACGAAGAAAAAGCACCUGAAGAGAGGUAAAAACCCAGAGGAUGUGGUGAGAAGAUACGCAGAGAAGAUAAAAGUUAUCCCAGAUGAGGACUGUACCAUCUGCAUGGAGAGGCUGGUCAUGUCAUCAGGAUAUGAAGGAGUCCUGCAGCACAAAGGCAUCAAGCCAGAGCUGGUUGGCAGACUUGGCAAAUGCGGUCACAUGUACCAUCUGCUGUGCCUGCUGGCCAUGUAUAAUAAUGGCAAUAAGGAUGGCAGCCUUCAGUGCCCAACAUGCAAAACCAUUUAUGGAGAGAAGACAGGCACCCAGCCCCCUGGGAAGAUGGAGUAUCACGUCAUCCCUCACUCCCUGCCCGGUCACCCAGACUGCAAGACUAUUCGCAUUGUCUAUGACAUUCCUGCGGGGAUUCAGACCAACGAGCACCCCAACUCAGGGAAGAAGUUUAGUGCGAGAGGCUUCCCUCGACACUGCUACCUUCCUGAUAAUGAGAAAGGCAGGAGGGUCCUGAAGCUGCUGAUCAUGGCCUGGGACCGCCGCCUUAUCUUCACCAUCGGCACAUCCAGCACCACAGGAGAGUCGGACACUGUGGUGUGGAACGAGAUUCACCAUAAGACAGAAUUUGGCUCCAACUUGACUGGCCAUGGCUACCCUGACCCAAACUACUUGGACAACGUGUUGGCUGAGCUCUCAGCCCAGGGGGUUGGAGAGGACAAUCUGAAGGACUGAUGGACAGAAUUUGGUCACACAGAAACCCAAUCUACCAAGUCUUUCGAAGAGGGGGAACUCUGCACAUGCAGCAGACAGUUUUAGACUCCUUAACUGAAACUAAACCUUUAGAAACAGUUGGUGAGAGCAAUAGAAGCAGAAUGUUUUGGAAAGAUCUCCCCUCUGUUAGUUGAUGAGCCAUGCCAUGAGCAUGUAUUUUCCAUGGAAAAAGUCCUUAAUGAUGGAAAGAGAUGUUUAUACUGUUGAGAGAAGCUGUUAGUGACUCUUACAAAAGCCUUCUGGAUUUUAAACAAAUGAUGAUAACCUGUUAGUCAUUCAAAUGACCAAGGAUCAGAUUGCCUAAUUAUAAAUGCUGAAGCCCUGAUGGCAUGACUUCCACCAAUGCUGCACAAAUAAUAUCAAACAAAGAGAAUAUAGGUUCAGUUGUCACUGGAAAAGACCACUCAAAUGAAUCCAAAUAGUUGAAAAUUGAGUUUCCUUAUUUUUAGUGUUGUUUUUGGGGUUCCCUUUUAUGAAAUUUUACAAGGUUCUUGCCCAUGGUGAUACCAUUUUAGAUCUUUUUUUUAACCUUUGUAGUCUCCUAUGUAGGAGCUGGAUUCACCUGUAAAAACUGGUGUUUGUUCUGAUGCAGCACGUGUAUUCUAGAGAGCUAAGGACAAAAAUCUUAGUGUUUGAUGGUGUUUUUGUGCGGUUCCUCCUGCUGAUUGACUGUCUUUGGAAAACUUUGACCUCUGUUGAAAGAAUUGCUGUUUGGUUGUGAUGCCAAGGCUCUAAAACGGGAUUUGAGCUCCAAGGUGAAACUAAUUUGUUACAGUGAAUGUAGAGCCUGCAUUUUUAUCCUCUCUGCUGGAACUAUCUCAGCCACUGGCACAAUGUAUCAGGUAGGCCAUAAGUGAAAGAUGAGAGUGCAUUUUGCUUUCUGUGAGGCAACUUGAAGUCCUUGAGGAGGAACGUGGAACAAACACAGACGGACGAUCGGCUUUCGGAUACCAGUAAUUUUCCUGGGGAGAUCCAUCUCUAGCCUUCUCUCCCCUCGCCUGCAGUUUAAAUCUCUUGGGAGCCUGCUCACUGUUAGGUUGCACACUGGGCUCAACUACCUGGAUAGCAAGCAGUGAAACCUAUUUUUCCCAGCGUGAACUCACUCAGAGCUGCUUGGGUCAAUCCUGUUGUAUGGCGUUAACUCCCUUCCCUCCACCGCUGCGGUAGGAAACACAAAAAGGUCAGUCUGGUUAUGUUGAAGGCUGAAGUUUUCCUGUUUUAUUCUUAGAUUUAAUGGAUGUGAGGUAGAGAUAGUCACUUACUUUCUGAGGUGGUAUGUAGUGGUGCAAAGUCUCGACAAGUGUCUCUAAUCAAUUUUAUUAAGCUGAGGGGCUUGUGUAAGGUGAAUUGAUGAAUCACAGUCUUCCAUUGCACUUUGAGGCAAUUUGUUCUUUGUUUUAUUCCAGCUUCAUUUGGAGAAAAAAAAACUUUUUAGGUUGGUACCAAUGAAAUGGCUUGCAAUGCUCUGAAUAUAUAUAUAUAUAUAUAUAUAUAUAUAUAUAUAUAUAUAUAUAUAUAUAUAAAACAUUUACUGAUGUGAUAUACCUUUAACUUCAAGCUCAAUUUGAGUCUAUAGUGUAAGUUUAUUUUAUUUUUAUACUAUUUCAAACAGAAAAUGUCCCACAUAUUUAUAUACAAACUCAUGUUGUCAUGAAUUCAUUGAAUCUGGCGAGAUUUGUCAGUUUGUCAGGGACAUAAAGGACUUAAAUAUAUAUAAAUAUAUGACUUGUUAUGGAUGUAUCAUAUAUUACAAGUAGUCAUAGAGUUUGCUGCUGUGUAUUACUUUAAUGUAGAAUCUGUGUAGUUGAUCUGCCGUUUAACACUGACAAAUACAAAGAUGUUUUUAUUAGUGGUGGGGGAGCUUUAGCAGCAUGAUGAUGGCCACCCCACUCCAAAGAUGACAGAGUUCUAUUUUUUUGGUUGUCCAGAAGACAGGAUUGUUUUUCAGCUGAAAGUUCGUGAUACCUGGCUUAAAAGUUUAAUUAUCUUUCAUUAAUUUAGCAUUAAUUCAGGCCUUGUUUUAUUAUUAAAAAGAACAACAGAUUCACAGAUGUCAUUUCUAAAAUAAGUGAAUUUGAUUAAAGGCCUUAAAAGUUUGUCCCCUGUUUAUUAUAUUAAGCUGCAAACAUAUUUUUCAUGUAAAAAUUAAGGAUAUCAAACAAUUUUGUGAAGAAUUAGCUAUAUGUUUUUUUUGUUGAAGCUGUUCGGUUUUAGGUUAAACUUGCCUUUCAGGAUUUCAGUAACUAACAUUUGGAUUCAGUUUAAUUCGGUUUCUGCAGCGAGCUUUGCAGUAAUUUCACCAUUGUGCUCAUAGUUUUUACUACAGCAAGCAAAGUGAGAGCAGCAGAUUAUGGAAUGCCCAAGAGGCCAAAAUGACAGCAGCAACUUCAGUCUACUCCCUGUGCUUACAAAGACCCAGCUACAGUACUGAUGUGAAGGUCACCACUGCACUGGCAGCUCUGGCAGCAGCAGCAAGCACAGCUACUGUAGUCACACAUAAAAGGCAAAGCUAAUUUAAUACAUGUGUUAGACAGGGGCUUCACUUGAAAUCUUCGCUGAAAUUCAAAUGCAGAAAUGCCACCACAGAGUUUAAAUUAAAGUUUGCUAUUACUGUUGUCCCACUUUUGAGGUAACCAGUUCUAACAAGAAGGCAGUUUGUUAAACGUUUCCCUUAAAUCUGGGAUCUGCAACCUUUACCUCUAAAGAGCCAUUUGGGCCAGUUUUACUAUUGACCAAAACUCCCUGGAUCCACAAAGUCCCUCUUCACCUUUUAGAAAAAUAAAUGUUUUAUUUCUUUAUAUAUAACAAAUAUAACUUUUUUAAAUUUUAACAGCAGCACAUAUAUAAGUUCCUUUCAAAAUAAAACCCAUUCUAUAUUAAAAAUGAUCCUCCUGCUGCAACAGAAUUACUUGAAUUAAAAAUGCAAAAAAGUCUAACACGGCCUUCUACCAUCAUUUUGCUCAACUGUCUGACAUAUUAAAAAUGUGCACAUAAAAGACAAAACUUUAUCAACUAUAACAGUUAAACCAAAACUACAAACCAAUUAUUUAUCAAAACUAUUAGCCUUUUUCUUCAAUAGAGGGACAAAAGAGCCACAAGUGGCUGUGGAGCCUCAGGUUGCAGAUCUCUGCCUUCAAUUAAUAAUCCUUUUUUUGUUUUUUUUUGUUUGGCAUCUUAAACUUCCACUUCCUUCUAACUCAAAAAAGCUAAGGCAAACUCAUAAUGCUAAUAUAAAUGAGUUAAGCUUGUUUUUAAAAUCAGAAAAUAACUUUUGAAUCCCUCUAUCUAAAACUGAUCAUUGGUAGAAAAAUCUUUGUAAUCUUAUUGAAGACUUGCGUUUUUCAUGUUGAAUGAAGCUUCACAAGAAUCCCCAAACUUUUGCCUCUUUGACCUUUCCUCUCCUCAGGCUGGUGGUAUGCACAAUUCGGGCCCCUAAAGGCUAUAUAAUGUUUUCAGGUGUAAAGACUUUCAAAAGGAGCAAUGAUUAAGACAUUACUAGGCAUAUGUAAACAUGGAUUGUAUAGCUGAAGAAGAAAGAACAGGACUUUUAUGCAAUUUUUAAGAUCUAUUAAGGGAUUUUACGUGUAGCAGGAGGGCUGGUUUCUGGUUCAAAGAGGUUGCAAUCCGAGGAUAUUAACAUACUAUGUAUCUAAAAAGCAUAUAUUUUUGAUGUCUUUUUUUAAAAGAUAGUCUCUUUAAAAAAGAAGUUUAGACAUAACAUUACUGUAUUGUUAUCGUUAACUUCAACUUUUCCUUUGAUCAGUCCCAACAUAUAAGUACUCUUGUAGUGUCUGCUGCAAACUGUACCUCUUUAUCUAGUUGAUACCUUGACAUUUCUGUGAAUUUUCUUUUUGUUUGUCUGUGGGAAUUGUUAUGAGUGUGUGCGUCUGGUAGACAAAGCUGAAGUUCGUGUCUUUUGAAGAUCCAAAAUGCUCUACAAGAGGUGCAUGUCUUAAGAAAUAGUGUUGCAGGUGUACUUGACAGUGCAUAGCUUUUUGCAUAUGAAAAUGUCACCACCUUGGUUUUCUGAUGAUUUACCUCUGUGGCUUUUAUUUGGACAGAAAGGUCUUGUUUGGUUUGUUGGGGAUGAGAUGGCGUUUGGCUGCUCUCCUCGCUUUUCGGUCGCCGUGUUCAAUGAAUGUUUUUAAGUGCCCCUUUAUUCAGUUUGCAUACUCAUGUGUUUGAGUUACAUUAAAUGAAACUUUAUCAGACACUGACAAAACUAUAAAGGGCUUGUUAACCAAUCAGUCUUUAUUGAAUUGUGAUGACUUUGUUGCAUGUCUGUGUAUUUCCUGUGAGCAAAAACAAAAUAAUAAUAAUAAUAAUAAAUGUGCCCUUGACAGGGGUAUUUUGUUUGGAA
Messenger RNA from Oryzias latipes (Japanese medaka), 6987 nucleotides. RefSeq names its product deltex 1, E3 ubiquitin ligase (gene dtx1). Gene Ontology annotation, molecular function: zinc ion binding. Gene Ontology annotation, biological process: Notch signaling pathway; protein ubiquitination. NCBI's taxonomy places the organism in Eukaryota, Metazoa, Chordata, Actinopteri, Beloniformes, Adrianichthyidae. The record is from RefSeq and is a predicted model, not a curated record.